Molecule: messenger RNA, 885 nt
Organism: Vombatus ursinus (common wombat)
Lineage: Eukaryota; Metazoa; Chordata; Mammalia; Diprotodontia; Vombatidae
Gene: PTER
Product: phosphotriesterase related
Biological process (GO): catabolic process
Molecular function (GO): hydrolase activity, acting on ester bonds; zinc ion binding
Source: RefSeq, a predicted model, not a curated record
AUGGCUUCCUUAAGUGGCAAAGUGCAGACAGCUUGGGGCCUUAUGGAACCAGGUCAACUUGGCCGGACCUUAACCCAUGAACACUUGACCAUGACCUUUGACUGAAGCUACUCCCUUCCCUCUUUAGGCCAAGAAGCUUUGUCUAAGGAACCCCUUGUGAUGAAGAACUUGUUUUGGAUUCAGAAGAACCCAUAUUCCCUCAAGGAGAACAUUCAACUAAAUCAGGAGACUGAACCCAUUAAGGAAGAGUUCCUAAAUUACAAAGCUAAUGCUGGUGGGGCUCUGAUGGAAAAUACAACUGCCAGACUUAGGUUUAUGGAAGAGACCGGGGUCCAUAUCAUCUCUAGGGCUGGAUUUUAUGUGGAUGUCACACAUUCUCCAGAGACCUGUGCCAUGUCAAUAGAACAGCUUACUGAUAUUCUUAUUAAUGAAAUACUACAUGCAGCUGAUGGGCCCAACAUCAAAUGUGGAGUCAUUGGAGAAAGUGGCUGCUCCUGACCUCUCACUGAAAGUGAGAAUAAGGUACUUCAGGCAACAGCCCAUGCACAGUCUCAGCUCGGAUGCCCAGCUAUCAUCCACCCUGGUAGGAAUCCACACUUACCCUUUAAGAUUGUAUGAAUCUUGCAAGAAGCUGGAGCAGACGGCUCCAAGACAGUCAUGUGUCACCUUGAAAGAGGAUAGCUACUGGUGGAUGAAGGCUAUGAAGACAAACUUCUGGUUGCUCAUGACAUACAUACUAAACAUUGGUUGGUGAAAUAUGGGGGUCAUGGCUAUUUACAUAUCCUCACUGAUAUAGUUCCUAAGAUGUUAAUCAGAGGCAUAUCUGGGGAUGCAAUUAAGAAGAUAUUAGUAGAAAACCCUAAAUGAUGGGUAACUUUCAAAUAG